Messenger RNA from Girardinichthys multiradiatus, 1078 nucleotides. Its product is annotated as transmembrane protein 60-like. The record is from RefSeq and is a predicted model, not a curated record. Bases 310 to 714 code for a protein of 134 amino acids. NCBI's taxonomy places the organism in Eukaryota, Metazoa, Chordata, Actinopteri, Cyprinodontiformes, Goodeidae. The transcript has 2 exons.
AACUUUAACAAAACAUCACCGUUUUUUCAAAGACAAACCGGAACAGUGUUUUUGGCAGGAAUUAGCUUAAAGCUAACGUUAACAACGUAGUUAGUUUGCUAUUAAAACGGCCAAAAUUAAAUGUCUGGAAAUGUUUUCUUGUUGUUAAACUGUAGUUAUAAGAAAACAAACCAACCCUCCUGGUAAACUCGCUGCCAGACAGAAAACUGUUUUCCUGCGCAGGGAUCAGUCCGCCACCUUCGCUGCGCUCUUCGGCCUCAUUUUCAGCCUUAGUCUGCGGAUGAACCUGGCUCGUCGCCACCUUCCUAGAUGAAGAUGUCCCUGCCUCAGCGAGUCUUCCUCUCCUGGAUCUUCGCCCUGAUCUUCCUCAUCAUGCUUGUCCUCAAGCUGGACUCCAAAAUCUACUGGAACUGGUUCCUGAUCUUCCUCCCCGUCUGGACCUUUGACACCACACUGAUCCUUAUGCAGAUUGUGGAGAUGGCGGGUCGCUGUAAGCCGGACUUUGACCCCAGGGACGAGGAGAAGAGCAUAAAGAGGAGGCUGUGGUACCUGACGGCACUGCUCCUCAAGCUGGCCUUCUGUCUGACUCUGUGCUCCCGGCUGGAGAAGAUGACGAACAUCUGGGUCAGUGUGGUGUGUGUCCCACUUUGGCUGCUGCUGGGAGGGGCGCUGCUGGAACUGGGAUACAGUGUUUUCCACUACAGGACGGACUGAACUUGAGGAGAACCCUGAUAAGAUGGACACAAUAAUUUUAUAUAUAUAUAUUUACCUCUAACUGAAGAUGCACCCGUUUAACACGUGUUGCUCUUCUGCUGUGAGGGACUGGACGCUACAGAUUUUUGGUUUUGUUUUUUUGGUUACAUCAUAACAAGAGAAAACAUUUUAGUAUCAUUUUCUCUCUACUGUAAGAGUUAAUUUAGUCAUUUCCUGAUACAAUUGCACUUUGUUUUUAAUCUAACGAUUUCACAUAGAUGUCCACGUUUUGAGAUUGUAUAAUCCAGGCACAAAGAAGUGCAGAACCGUGAAGUGGAAAGAAAAGAAUGUAUGAUUUUUUAAAUAAAAAUCUGAAAGAUGUGGA